CUUUUAUUGCUCUGCUUCUUCGGCACAGGCAAACCAUCUUCUGGUACAGCUUCCACAUCUAGAAGUAACUUGCUCGACACAAUUGUACGCAAGCGUGGUGACCUGCUUCAAACACACCAGAGCGAAUCGAUUAGCACCCAGGUAUCUACCCUUACGAGCUCCAACGCAUCUACUCCUGGCACUGGAGCUGGGUCAGAGAAUUUAGAUAAUUCUGCUGCCAGCGUCAAAAAUGCAACAAUUGAUAAAGGAAACUCAGGCCAAGGUGAAGUAUGGGCUCAGCUGAUGCGCGUCUAUAUUGCCCUACCUUCGGCUCCGAUUCGCGUCCGCUUCUCUCCACGUGUUUGUCCCUCACCUUCGGAUUCUUUCUCUGGCACCGUCACCUUAAACCAACGCAACGGCACAAAAGUCUGCCAAGGUCACCGUAUAGGCUCGUUUGUGACGGGACCUGUUUUCCACCUUGGUCGUACUCUUGAUCAGGAACUGGCCAGUCAGAUGCAAGAAACUGAAGAGGAGGCAAUGGCAUAUGCCGCCGCUGCGGCAGCCGAACACCAUUUCCAGCAGACACAAAGGCAGCAGUCUAUUGCCAAAAGUACUGCUGGCAGUCGCCGACAUUCGUUACGUGGACGGCGGGAUGCCGAUUAUGUGGAUGAUUAUGGGGAUGGUAACGAUGAGGAUGGUGAAGAGGAGGACAAUUACGAUUACGACUAUGAGGAUGGCGAAGAUGGUAACGAUGCGGAGGGAACUGAAGGCGUGGAUCAGAAGAUAGAUGAUGAUGAUGAAUAUUACGAGGUUGGCGUUGAUUCCGACGCGCUUGACGACUCUGAACAGGAGGAAGAGGACCUUCGAGGGUUUGAAAUCAACAAGGCUAGUGCAGGUGAUAGAGAAGCCGAUGAAGAUGAAUGUCUAGAACGAGGAAGACAGUGUCGUAACAUAAACUACGAUGAUGAGUCAUCAUUACGAAGCCAUGAUGCCGCUUCGAAGCCGAGAAUUGAUCGAAAUUCUGCUCUUCUGCUGAAGGAAAGAGAGCCGGGAUUUGUAUACUUGGAGAAUGGAUUUCUUUGGGUCAUCCGGUUCCCACGCGAUCAGGAUAUUUUUUAA
Protopolystoma xenopodis is the source of this 1098-nucleotide messenger RNA. The record is from the annotation of a GenBank genome assembly. NCBI's taxonomy places the organism in Eukaryota, Metazoa, Platyhelminthes, Monogenea, Polystomatidea, Polystomatidae.